Messenger RNA from Glycine soja, 1044 nucleotides. RefSeq names its product thioredoxin-like 3-1, chloroplastic. Bases 266 to 832 code for a protein of 188 amino acids. NCBI's taxonomy places the organism in Eukaryota, Viridiplantae, Streptophyta, Magnoliopsida, Fabales, Fabaceae. The transcript has 5 exons. Gene Ontology annotation, cellular component: chloroplast stroma. The record is from RefSeq and is a predicted model, not a curated record.
GGGCUUGAGCCAUGUUUCCUAGGCUUUUAAACAAUCAACAUAUUAUUUUCUUUUCAUUUUAUUCAUUUAUUCUUCUAGUCCCCCUAACCUGCUUCAUAGAAUAUCACACCAAAAAACUAACUCCAGGCCUUGUCCCCUAAACUUAACAAACCACCGAGAAUGAUUCUAUUCCUUUUUCCUUAGAACUCAUUAGAGACAAACCAUUUUCGUCACCACUUUGUUGUGCGCUGUCAUUGAAAGAUUGAAGCUUGUUGUGCAAAAGGGUAUGUCUGUGAUAGGGGCGUAUUCACAUUUUCUCUACGGAGAGGUUUAUCAGAAGGAUCAACAGUGCCCACAGUACUUGGUGAGUGGGAGGGGAUAUUUGUUUUCUCACAAGAGUAGUUGUGGGAGCAUAUGGGUUGGAAGCAGAAAGAGUGAAGGUAAAAUUAAAAGGAGGAAUUUGCGUGUGGAAGCUAUGUGGCCUGAUUUGUCAAGACCGAAUGAGUUAGAGAUGGAAGAGAUUAGUGAUUCUGAGCAGCUUGAUCAAAUUCUUGUUCAUGCCCAACAGAACUCACAGCCUAUCCUCAUUGAUUGGAUGGCUACUUGGUGCCGGAAAUGCAUCUAUUUGAAGCCCAAGUUGGAAAAAUUAGCCCCUGAAUAUCACAACAAAGCCAAAUUUUAUUUCGUGGAUGUGAAUAAAGUACCUCAGACUCUAGUCAAGCGUGGCAACAUAUCUAAAAUGCCAACAAUUCAGCUGUGGAAAGAUGGAGAGAUGAAAGCAGAAGUCAUUGGAGGCCAUAAGGCCUGGCUAGUUAUGGAAGAAGUCAGAGAAAUGAUCCAAAAGUAUUUAUGAUCCAAAAGUAUUUUUUUUUUCUUCAACUUUUUCAUAUUGGCGACCGCAUUUAGCUGUGUAUCAUAUAUAUGGAACUGUGUACAAUAGCUGAAAGAAAUUUAAGUGGAAAAGGAAGAUGCUCACUGUUUCUCCCUCCCUCUCAACCAUUAGAGGAACAAGAUUUUCAUACCAGAUAACAAUUGUUUUCGCUCAAUCACACAAAGAGAUUAUUA